This is a messenger RNA of Momordica charantia (bitter melon), 2076 nucleotides long. Its product is annotated as protein NRT1/ PTR FAMILY 4.4. Gene Ontology annotation, molecular function: transmembrane transporter activity. Lineage: Eukaryota; Viridiplantae; Streptophyta; Magnoliopsida; Cucurbitales; Cucurbitaceae. The record is from RefSeq and is a predicted model, not a curated record. Gene Ontology annotation, cellular component: membrane. Gene Ontology annotation, biological process: transmembrane transport.
UGAAAUUUACAACAUUUUUCAAAUUUUUUUACCUCUUUUUUGCACAUCCUUCUCUGUUUUCUGUCAAAAGAACGAAAAAGAGAAACAAAAAUGGGAGAUGUGUUGGAGAAGACAAAAUCCUCAAAGUUGAAAGAGAAUUCCACGUCUGUUGAUUGGAGAGGCAGAGCCUGCAGCUCCAAUUAUCAUGGGGGAAUGGCUGCUGCUGCCUUUGUUCUUGGGCUUCAAGCAUUCGAGAUGAUGGCAAUUGCUGCAGUUGGGAAUAAUCUGAUAACAUACGUCUUCACUCAGAUGCACUUCCCUCUUUCAAAAUCUGCAAACGUUGUGACCAAUUUCGUUGGAACUGUUUUCCUUCUCUCGCUUCUCGGCGGCUUCGUCUCCGAUUCUUAUCUCGGCAGCUUCCGCACCAUGCUCGUUUUCGGCCUCGUCGAGCUCUCUGGAUUCACUCUGCUGACAGUGCAAGCCCAUUACCCAGGACUGAGGCCGGCGCCGUGCGACAUGGCUGCCACAUCGACGCCGUGCGUGGAGGCGAGCGGGUGCGAAGCGGCGAUGUUCUUCGUCGCGCUGUAUUUGGUGGCUCUGGGAAGUGGGUGUUUGAAGCCGAACAUCAUAUCCCAUGGGGCAGACCAAUUCCCAAAGGAGGACCCAAAGCAGUUAAAAAAGCUCUCCACUUUCUUCAACUGCGCUUACUUUGCGUUCUGCACUGGAGAGCUCGCGGCGCUCACUCUCCUGGUGUGGCUCCAAACCCACGCCGGCAUGGACGUUGGCUUUGGAGUCUCCACCGCCGCCAUGCUUCUUGGCCUCAUCUGCCUUCUCUCCGCCACUUCCCUUUAUAGAAAUACCCCUCCUCGCGGCACCAUCUUCACCCCAAUUGCUCAAGUUUUUGUAGCUGCAUUUACCAAGAGGAAGCAAAUCUGUCCUUCGAAUUCUGAGAUGCUCCAUGGCACUGAAAAUGGCCUCCUCAAACUCCUUCACACCGACAAGUUCAGAUUCCUUGACAAGGCAUGCAUAAAAAGUGAAGAUGAUGAGGGAAGGGAAGAAAGUCCAUGGAAGCUGUGCACAGUGGCACAAGUGGAGCAAGUGAAAAUAAUUCUCUCAGUGAUCCCAAUAUUUGCCUGCACCAUAAUCUUCAACACCAUUUUAGCUCAGCUUCAAACCUUCUCAGUCCAACAAGGCACUUCCAUGGAUUCAUGGCUCACCCCCAAGUUUCAAAUUCCUCCCGCUUCCCUCCAAGCCAUCCCCUACCUCAUCCUCAUCUUCCUCGUUCCACUGUACGAGACCGCCUUCGUCCCCCUCGCCCGCCGCCUCACCGGCGCCCCCUCCGGCAUCUCCCCCCUCCAGCGCGUCGGCACCGGCCUCUUCGUCGCAACUUUCUCCAUGGUCUCCGCCGCAUUGGUUGAGACCAAGCGGCGAAACUCCUCCGCCGCUGGGGCACCCCCUCUCUCGAUCCUUUGGAUCUCACCGCAGUUCGUCAUUUUCGGGAUCUCGGAGCUGUUCACUGCAGUCGGGCUGGUGGAGUUCUUCUACAAGCAGUCAGUUGAGGGGAUGCAGUCGUUUUUAACUGCCAUGACUUACUGCUCCUACUCCUUUGGCUUCUACUUGAGCUCUCUUUUGGUGUCUCUAGUCAACAAGAUCACUCGUGGCUCUGCCGCUGGUGGCUGGCUCAGCCACAAUGACCUCAACAAUGACAGAUUGGACUUGUUCUACUGGUUACUGGCGGGCCUCAGUUUUGUCAAUUUCUUCAACUAUCUCUUUUGGGCCAACAGAUACUCACAAGGACACCGAGGAGAGGGAGGAGCUUCGGACUCGAAGCUUGUAGAGCCAUGAAACACAGAGAAAUUACUCAAGCGACUGGAAUAACAUGGUUGACAAUUCUAUACUAAUACUAUUGGUUAAUACGAGAUAAAACUGUAUUUUAGGGCCUGUUAUUAGAGAGCUGAACUUUUUCAAAGAGUGAUGUCAUGAUUACGAGGAAAGUGGUUCUAGGCCUAAGCUAGGCGAGUACAUUUGUUUGCUCUACAUAGAUUCUAUCAGAAAUGAGGGUGUAGGUUUUGAUUUGUUUGACCAUGUCAAUAUUUU